Molecule: messenger RNA, 1777 nt
Organism: Pecten maximus
Lineage: Eukaryota; Metazoa; Mollusca; Bivalvia; Pectinida; Pectinidae
Product: midasin-like
Exons: 7
Coding region: 719-1711 (330 amino acids)
Biological process (GO): rRNA processing; ribosomal large subunit assembly
Cellular component (GO): preribosome, large subunit precursor
Molecular function (GO): ATP hydrolysis activity; ATP binding
Source: RefSeq, a predicted model, not a curated record
UCAGCUGUAGGAAUACAAGAAAGAUUAUAUAAUUAAGACAUUCUCAGUCCUAUGCAAGAACGAAACUCAUGUUUUAUGAAAUUUAUACUAACUUACUACUUGAUAUGAUAUAGUUCAUUUCACAUAUAAGUCAGGCCAAAUGAAAUCAGAAGUGUUUCCAGUUCCCAGUCCGUCCUAACCGGAUAAAAUGUUCCCAACCUAAACAUUUUUUUAUUCUAAUUCUAAAAGUUGGACUGAUAAUUUUCCCGAUUUGUUUAUUACUGUUUUGUACAGUAUUACACUCUGCUGUCACCAAAGCACUUCAAACACUUGUGUGUCAGGCGUCAUGGUGAUAUCAUAGCAUGCAAAAUGCCUGCCAUUAGGGCUGGCAGUAGUUUGGUUAUAGUUUAAUGAUAAAAGGUAAAUUUCCCAUCUAAAACCAACAUUCAGGAAAGGGAUGAAGUGGGUAUAUUAAAAUAUAUACAUGUAAACUAUAAGAUGACCAAUUGCUGCUCUCUGAUGAAAACAAAAUAAUGUUAUAGUUUGAAGUGUUUCAAUGAUUUUUGAAGAAAAAACCCAGUUCAUAUCUGUAUCUAUGUACAAUCUUUAUCAUUUACUUAUGUCAUAUAGUUUAUACAGUAUUUGUAAUGCCAUUUCUUUUUCUUUUUUUAACCUUGUAGGAUUAUCUCUUCUUAUGUUUACAUUUCCUCUCAACCAAUAGCGAGAAAAGGCAGAAAAGAUGACCUAUUGGAGAAGUUCUGAGACUGCUGAAAUUAAUGGAAGACAGAUCCAUCAAGAAGCCACAGUCGACAAGAGCUGGGGUCAGAAAGGCAGUCCCUGGGAGUUCAACCUGCGUGAUCUGUUUCGAUGGUGUGAUCUUCUCUGUCACAAUCAGGUGAAGGAUCUGUACGAGAGGAUAUUUCCUGAUAGUCUGCCAUUUUAUGUGCCCAGUAGACAAGUAACCAUUUCCAACAGUGUAAUACAGGCAGGACACUCAUUUCUCUGCCGUGAAGAGUUUGUGUCAAGGGAGACAACUCGGUCACUGUACCUCCUUCACCACCUCCUGGAGCGUAUGGAAGCAGUGAUGAAGUACGUCCAGAUUAACUGGAUGCCCAUUCUUGUGGGGCCUCAGUCCUGUGGUAAGACCAGCUUGGUCCAGCUACUGUCCAGUUUGACCGGCCAUCACCUACAUGUUCUAGCAAUGAACUGUUCCAUGGACACCACAGAACUACUGGGCAGAUUUGAAGAGGCAGAUAUCCAGAACCAUGUAGAGAAACUCGUCUACACAACCGAAUCUGUUGUCUUGGAUACCACCAUCCUGCUUCUCCAAGGUCAACAUGUCAGUAUGGCAGGGAGGCUGCAACAAUCCUGGAACAGCUUCAGGCAGUGUGAAGAUGCGGAGUUUGGAAUGAAACUGUCGAGUGUAGAAGAGCUAGAAUCUGUCGAGGUCAAGGUCACAUGUCUGACAGAGGUCAUAAGUGACAUUAAGCAGUCUCUCCAGACUCAGACAUCUGAUAAAGGAGCCGAAUUUCUGAAGACAGUAACAGACUUGGAGUCAGAGGUGACCUCCAAGUUAACGCUGACCUAUGUAGGGUCAGGCAGCGGGGCAUUUAAGUGGGCUGACAGCGUGCUGGUACAGGCAUUACAGGCCGGUCACUGGCUACUUAUCGACAAUGUCAACUUCUGCAGGUAUCAAUUGUUCACAGAGAAUAACAUGUUAUGUCCUAAAUAAUGUAACAGAAAGGUAUGCUCAUUGCUUGCGAUCCUUUUAUCCUUUAAAGUAAACCUGCCAAGACUU